Molecule: messenger RNA, 1014 nt
Organism: Mandrillus leucophaeus (drill)
Lineage: Eukaryota; Metazoa; Chordata; Mammalia; Primates; Cercopithecidae
Product: zinc finger protein 480-like
Exons: 6
Source: RefSeq, a predicted model, not a curated record
AUGCCCAGUGCCGCCUCUUCCCAAGUUCAUGUCACUGGGUCACGAGAGAUGGAAUCUAAGCGAUAUGAGAGGGAACUGAGGGAAGGCAUGGAACGGACAACACACAUUAGGGAAAAUUCUGAUGAAUGUAAUGAGCAUGGCAAAGUCUUUAGAGUGUCUUCAAUCCUUGCUAACCAUGACAUGAUCCUGGAUCCAGAUAAACUUUACAAAUGUAAUGAGUGUGAACAUCUGAGAAUUCAUACUGGAGAGAAACAUUACAAAUGUACGAAAUGUGGCAAGGUCUUUAGUCACAAUUCACACCUUACAGAGUAUUGGAGAGUCCAUACUGGAGAGAAACCUUACAAAUGUAAUGAAUGUGGCAAGUUCUUUAGUCACAAUUCAAACCUUGCACAACAUCAAAGAAUUCAUACUGGAGAAAGUAAAUGUAAAAAAUGUGGCAAAGUCUUCAAGUAUGAGUUAUUCCUUAUCAGUCAUCAGAGAAUUCAUACUGGAGAUAAACUUUACAAAUGUAAUGAGUGUGGUAAAUGGAGAAAAACCUUACAAAGUAAAGAACGUGGCAAGGUCUUCAGGCAUACGUUAUCUCUAAGCAAUCAUCAGAGAAUUCAUGCUGGAGCCAGGCCUUACAAAUGUAAUGAAUGUGGCAAGGUCUUCAAUUAAAUUGCACACCUUGCAUGACAUUGGAGAACUCAUACUGGAGAGAAACAUUAUAAAUGUAAUGAAUGUGGUAAGAUCUUUAGUCUCAAUCCACACCUUACAGAACACUGGAGAAUUCAUAUGGUAGAAAAACCUUAUAGAUGUAAUGAAUGUGGCAAGAUCCACACUGGAAAGAAACCUUAUAAAUGUAAGGAAUGUGAUAAGGACUUCAGGCACAAGUUCUCCUUAACAAUUCAUCAGAGAAUUCAUACUGGAGAGAGACAUAAAUGUAAUGAAUGUGGCAAAGCCUUUAAUCAAAUUUCACAUCUUGCAAAACAUCAGAUAGUUCAUACUGGAGAGAAACCUUACAAAUGUAAUUAA